Acanthopagrus latus (yellowfin seabream) is the source of this 2588-nucleotide messenger RNA. It is a transcript of the gene praf2, whose product is annotated as PRA1 domain family, member 2. Gene Ontology annotation, cellular component: membrane. The record is from RefSeq and is a predicted model, not a curated record. NCBI's taxonomy places the organism in Eukaryota, Metazoa, Chordata, Actinopteri, Spariformes, Sparidae. The transcript has 3 exons. Bases 124 to 660 code for a protein of 178 amino acids.
GUGCCAGGGCACGCGCCUCGACACGACUUGAACGAGCGACGGACACACCUCCCCGGCGCCUCCUCCCCUCCGUCAUCCCGCGUUGCAUGCUGGGACGCCAAGUUUAUCAUCGUUCGGGAAAAGAUGGCAGACGUGCAGCCGCCACCCCUCCGGAGCCUGGACGAUUUUCUCCUGAGCUCGGCCCGCUUCGCCGUGCCCGACGUGCGCGACCUGGACCGCUGGAACAACCGCAUCAUCAACAACCUGCUGUACUACCAGAGCAAUUAUUUCCUGUCCGCGCUGGGCCUCCUGCUCAUAGUGGGGUAUUUCCAGCCCUUCCAGCUGUUUGUCGGGGCGACUGUGGUCACCUUGUUGUUCGUGGGCUUUGUCUGGGCUGCCGAGAAUCAAGCUCCCAUUCGACGUUUCCGCAGAAACCACCCAGCAAUCGCCUUGUUGGCCAUUCUUUUGGCCAGUUACCUCUUCAUAUCUGUGCUGGGAGGCGUGGCUGUGUUCCUGUUUGGGAUAGCUUUCCCUAUACUGAUGGUUCUGGUCCAUGCAUCGGUGAGGCUGCGCAGCCUGAAGAACAAACUAGAGAACAAACUGGAGAGUAUUGGUCUGAAGAGGACACCCAUGGGGCUGUUUUUAGAGGCCUUGGGACAGGAACAGGAGGCUGGAUCCUAGAAAGAAAAAGGAAGAUGAGGUGUGCAGGGUGGGGAAGGUUUGGGUACCAUCUGAUGAAAUUGCAAUAAAAAAUGAAUGUAAGGUAGGUGUGAAAAUUGGUGGAGAGAAGAAACACAGGAGAAGCAGAGAAUUACUGCAGGGCAAGAGGAAGGAGAAAAACAAAUCUGAAGAACAAAAUGAAGGGUUUAGUUUGUUGUAGAAAGAGCUAAUUGGAAGUCUACAGGGAAGGAAGGGUCUCAUUCUGUGUUCCACUAGAAACAGAACAGAUGCCAUAUUUAGGGAUUCAUCAUAAUCCACAAAGGAUCAGAGCAUUCCUGGUCUGUUUGCCAAACUUUGCACUUUAAGCUCACUGUUUUGUUUGAUUGAUUUUGACAUGAUGCAAUUCUGUCUUUGCACUACAUUCUAUAUGUAUGCAGUGUCAUAGCUAAAUGGGCAUAUUCACAUUGACCCAUGAGGUGAUAAAUAAUGAAAGGUUCUGCACCUUAAGCCAUUGUCUAUGUACACACUGACUAGGUUUUUGUGUGUACUCUGCCUACAUCCAUUAUAUUAACAUUGAUCUGUGUUGCGUCUUAACGUCACAAAUAUGAAAUUGAAAGUCAUAACAUUAAAAAAAAGGUUUAAUAUUUUGAGAAUAAAGUUGUAAUUUUACAAGAAAAAGUGACGUGUUCUGUGCUACAGAUGAUCGUUCAAAACGGUCCAGGUAUGGACUCGCACUUCCUGUAACUGGUUUCUAUCAGUAUUCUUUCCAUCAGCACUUUGACGAUGAAGCUGUUAUUCAGAGAAGAACCUACAUUCAGGAUAUCCUUAUCUCUUGACAUGUUAAAACUGACUGUCUUUAUUGUAAAGAUAUUUACUUUUUGAUAAAAUUACAACUUCAUACAACCUUAAUUUGACAGCUUUUUCUUGUAAAAUUACAACUGUGUUUUUGAAAUGAUCAACUUUUUUGCAGUUAAGACGCUACUCUCAAAACUUUUUCUCACCUUAGAGUGGUUCUUAUUCUUCAUCAUCCAGAGCCAUGUGAUUUAUUUUCUUCCUGCUAAAUGACAACUUCAGGGUCUCGGUCUACAAUAAUGGAUGACCAAAGUUUUGAUGCUGUGCUCUAGAGUUGGUUAAAAUGAAGCAAAAUCCUGUUCCACUGACUAGCUCGGAUGGAUGUAUUUAGCUGAGCAGACGGUUGUUACCUUACAGGCAGGACCAAAAUCAUAACACUCCUGUAAUGUUGAAGUCGGGUGACCCGCAUUAACUGACUUCAGAUGAAUUCCCUUUUAUUUUAAUGUUUAUAAUGUGUCAUGUCGUGUUGAAAAGUGACUUAAAUGCUUAAAUUAGAUGAUGAUAGAAGGUAAGAGGAGGGUUUAUAUGAAGUUUAUAACAAAUCUGAUUAGCCGCUUCAAUCUAAGACUCUGUGUUGAGCGUGUUCUAGAUGAAGGAACAGCGAGAGCGGAAGUGGCAUGUGAAGGAAACAAAUCCUCUGCUUUAAACAAAUCAUUUUAGAAACCACAUUUCUAAGCCUGUAUUUACCCAGAAUAGAAGGCUUCACUCACAGAGCUGCCCAUUACAGUGCUCCACUGCUGGUCAGUGGGAGUUGCCCAGUUUCCCAGUGCUGGCAAGUGGGAGAAGCCCAACUGGAGCAAAUGAAUUACUUUGAAUUUACCCAUAAUUCUUUUAUAACUUUGUUACCACGAAUAACCACUAGCCAAUAAAGUGUUUGUCUCUCUGCCAACACUUGUGGUAACUGUAGUUUCCAAGUCUCUCCUUGUAAAUUGCUCGUUCUAGCCAUGCUAGGUUCAGGGACACGAGAGUCGGCUGGUCAUUCAGUCUCCUUGGUCCAGACUAAAAUACACUUUUUGGAUGGACUGCAAGUUCUAUAGAGGCCUAUGAGAACAUGUCUAUAUUGACUGUAGUGAUCCUGGAGAGACUCUGAGUAUUUU